CUUAUCCAAAUCCAUGGCGUAUUGGUGUAGCUCUAUGUUGCUUUCAAACUAGAAGAGAGUGAACAGAGUGCGGUGAGCGCCGGCAAUGGCUCUGGUUCGUCUUCCUUGUUCUUCAUCUUCCUCAUUCCUCCGCUCUAAACAACAGCACUUGAUUUUUCUCGCGCCUCUCUCAUGUCCGCAAAAUCCAUCUUAUCCCAUCAAUGGCGACUUCAAUCUCUCUAUUUCCCGCUCUUCUCCCUCUCUUCUUUCAACUUCCAUCGGCCACAAUCCUUUAAUUUCAAUUAGGGGUAAGAGAACCAGCAAGUUUGUUUUCCAGUUCGCCUCAACCUCCCAAGACGAAGCAGUUGCGAGCUCGCCUUCUGAUUCUGAAGAAUUUUCUCAAACUAGAUUGCUUGCUCAGAAUGUGCCUUGGAGUUCUACUCCUGAGGACAUUCGUUCUCUGUUUGAGAAAUAUGGUACUGUCCUGGAUGUUGAGCUUUCGAUGUAUAACAAGAUCAGAAACAGGGGCUUGGCGUUUGUCACUAUGGGAUCACCGGAGGAGGCCCUUGCUGCGCUUAACAAUCUCGAAUCGUAUGAAUUUGAGGGUCGUACUCUGAGGCUCAAUUAUGCUAAGCUUAAAAAGGAGAAACCCUCCCCUCCCGUGAAACCAAAACCCGUUACUUUUAAUUUGUUUGUGGCAAAUUUGCCAUUUGAAGCAAGAGCAAAAGACCUCAGGGAGUUCUUUGAUUCAGGGAGUGGUAAUGUAGUUUCUGCACAAAUUAUUUUUCAUGAGAAUCCGAGAAGGUCUUCUGGAUAUGGUUUUGUUGCCUUCAAAACCAAGAAAGAUGCUGAAGCAGCUAUUUCCGAGUUUCAAGGGAAGAUUUUCAUGGGGAGAUCGCUUCGUGUUGCACGUAGUAAGCAGUUUGUGAAACUUCCCUCAGAAGAGAAAUCCCAGUCUGAAGAUGCAUCUACUGAUGAUGUGGAGCUAGCCAAUGCCGCUGCUGAAGUUUGAAAUACGGAAGCCUCUCAAUGGAAGAACUAAGGAGUUUGCCAUCAGCCUUUCUUUCUUCUUCUUCUUUUCUUUUUUUGGAGGUAAUGCUAUCUAGUUAUUCCAUUAAGGAUUAUGCCACUUUUCUUUUUCUUUUACCUAUAAAUCUCCAACCUCUAAUGUUUAAAGGAUUCAAAGUUGGAUACCCCAACAGAAAGCGCACAUCACUGGAAAAAAAUCCGUAUGAACUAACGAGUGUAUAUUAGAUCAUUUUUGUAUCCUUUUCUCUAUUGAUUUGCAUCUAAUUCCCUUGAGUGAUUUAAGAUAUUUA
Messenger RNA from Benincasa hispida (wax gourd), 1298 nucleotides. RefSeq names its product RNA-binding (RRM/RBD/RNP motifs) family protein. Gene Ontology annotation, biological process: chloroplast rRNA processing. Lineage: Eukaryota; Viridiplantae; Streptophyta; Magnoliopsida; Cucurbitales; Cucurbitaceae. Gene Ontology annotation, cellular component: chloroplast thylakoid membrane. Gene Ontology annotation, molecular function: mRNA binding. The record is from RefSeq and is a predicted model, not a curated record.